UAAAUUUCCCAACCACAGAAAUAGUAUAAUUUUUUGUAAUUAUUUUAACUCUCCACCGCCGAGCUCGAAACUCAAAAUCCCAUGGGUUUAGCUUCAGCCGUUCACCACGGCGGUGGCAUUCGAAUCGCUCUCAAUUUUGAUCGCAGGGUUGCGCCAAUCUCGCCUCCGGUUCAAGCUCCCAGAUGGACCAAGCUCCGGUUCGAUCAUCCUCGUCUCUCUACUAUUCAAUCAGUUAUCAAUAUCCGCCGCACGCAAUACUUCCCGGUCGUCUGCUCCAGAGGAAUGGAGCAGGAGGAUUUAUCGACAGCAGAAGGGGAGAGGAUAGCUUCGUAUUCAUAUGCUGAUUCAGAGGAGAAACUUCAGGAAAAUGAAACUUAUGCAUCGUCUGUUAAAACUGUUGCUCUGUGGGUCUGCGCCGCCGUGGCUUUUGGAGUUGGUCUGGGAUUGAAGGAGGGAGUUGGCCCGGCAUCAGAAUACUUUGCUGGGUACAUAUUGGAGCAAAGUUUGUCAGUGGACAAUUUAUUUGUCUUUGUUCUGAUUUUCAAGUACUUCAAAGUGCCACAUAUGUAUCAGAACCGGGUACUAUCUUAUGGUAUUGCUGGUGCAGUCAUCUUCCGUUUGUCAUUAAUACUGCUUGGAACAGCCACCCUUCAGAGGUUUGAGAUUGUCAACCUACUACUGGCUGCUGUACUCCUCUUCACAUCUUUCAAGCUAUUUUCUGAUGACGAUGAGGAUGACAGUGAUCUGUCCAACAACUUCAUAGUGAAGACAUGCCGGAGAUUUAUCCCUGUCACAACUAAUUAUGAUGGUAAUAGAUUUAUAACAAAACAGGAUGGCAAUUGGAUAGCCACUCCUUUGCUUCUCACAGUAGCGGUUAUUGAGCUCAGUGACAUAGCCUUUGCUGUUGACUCAAUACCAGCUGUUUUCGGUGUUACACGGGAUCCUUUCAUAGUUUUUUCAUCUAAUCUCUUUGCUAUCUUAGGUUUAAGGUCACUUUACACACUCAUUGCUGAGGGUAUGGCAGAUUUGGAAUAUCUACAGCCUUCCAUUGGAGUUGUUCUAGGUUUCAUUGGGUGCAAAAUGAUCCUUGAUUUCUUUGGAUUUCAUAUAUCUACAGAGGCAUCACUUGGUUUUGUAGCGGCAAGUCUUGGUGCUGGAGUGCUGUUGAGUUUAGCUAAGAAGGCUGACUUGCUGUAAUCAAGUUAAAUGCAAGAGCAGGUGAAGGGUCUGUAUUCUGUAUGUUUAUUCUUCAAUAUAAGGAAGCACGCAAAAUGUUGCUCAUUCUUUUUUUUCUCACCUCUCUUCAACCUUCAAUGAAGAUCAAUGAUAGCUGUCUCGUUCUUCCAUGUCUUUUUUUGCUCAUUUAGUAACUCCUUUGUUUUUUGUUCUUGACGUGAGGUGAAAAGAAUAUAUUCAAGGAAAGCUUUAUAAAAAAAUUACUAGUAUCACCAGGCAUAAAUAAUUAAAAGAUUGCCGUUGAUGGGAGAAAGUUAUUUUCAGUAAUGCCUUAAACAAUUUAAAUUUAUCCAUGAUAGAUAUAGCUGAAUAUUUGUAGAGAUUGUAUACAAUGUGAAAGAAAAGCAAAACGUCGCAUUAACCUCAUGCUAACUUAGCGAGGACAGGAGUUGGACCAUUUUAUAGGGAUAGAUCAGGGAAUAUUAUUCAUGCGCCAGCCACGGUGGUUUCAUGCAGUUCCUGUCUUAUAAGCAAGGCUGGGGCACUUCUCAAAGGAAAUAAAUUAGCCAUCUUUCUGCUGUUUAAGGAAGCUGUUUUUGAGUCAGAUUCUGCUGUUCUCAUAUCUUCAGUGAAUGAUCCUUUUAGACCUCUUCACUGGGAAGUUGAUGCUGUAAGUCAGAGCAUCAGGUGGUUGAGGAACCUCUUCUUUCAGGUUUUGUCAUGUUUGUUGUGAAGAAAACUAAGUGGCUGAUUGAAUUGCAGAAAAAGCAAAGUUCAAUUAUGCCCGUAUGAGUGUGUUCUUACACCCAACCAGAUCUUGAGAACCUUAUCUUGUUGGAUUCUUAAUCUUAACGUUUUGUUUGUUGAAUGUCAAAAAAGAAGAGUAAGUUUCUGCGUUUGUAGUCUAUUAACAUUUAUAGGCUUUAUUGUUGCUUAAUCGAGUGAGGAAUGAAAGAACGAUUAAAUGGUGUUCUCUCUGUAA
Messenger RNA from Theobroma cacao (cacao), 2158 nucleotides. RefSeq names its product integral membrane TerC family protein (gene PDE149). The record is from RefSeq and is a predicted model, not a curated record. Gene Ontology annotation, cellular component: membrane. Lineage: Eukaryota; Viridiplantae; Streptophyta; Magnoliopsida; Malvales; Malvaceae.